Molecule: messenger RNA, 1580 nt
Organism: Phalaenopsis equestris
Lineage: Eukaryota; Viridiplantae; Streptophyta; Magnoliopsida; Asparagales; Orchidaceae
Product: presenilin-like protein At2g29900
Exons: 1
Coding region: 135-1358 (407 amino acids)
Biological process (GO): protein processing
Cellular component (GO): nucleus; membrane
Molecular function (GO): aspartic endopeptidase activity, intramembrane cleaving
Source: RefSeq, a predicted model, not a curated record
AUACUUUUUAUUGACGUCUCAAGCGUCAUCUACACUACCUGCGCCGUCCCCUUCCUCCUCGCAGCCGCCGCCCGCGCCGUCUCUACCGGCGAGCAUACAAUUUCUAGAAUCCGCCUCAUUUAUUUCUCCCUCAUAUGGAUCAAACUCUAGUUUCCUCCUCUUCCUCCUCAUCCCCGAUCCUCGAAACCCUAGGCGAAGAAAUCCUUCGAAUCCUCUACCCCGUAUCAUUGUGCAUGUUUCUCGUCGUCCUCCUCGUUUCCGCACUCACCUCCGACGACACCUCCCCCAUAUCUUUCUCCUCUGUUGCCAACCUUGUCUAUUAUGAAUCAUCCUCAGACUCUUUCUGGUCGAAGCUCUCCGGUGCCUUCCUUAACUCCCUCCUCUUCAUCGCCAUCGUUACAGUCUUAACCUUCCUCCUUGUCCUCCUAUUCUACCUGCGCUGCACUCCUUGCCUCAAAUCCUACAUGGCCUUCUCCUCAUUCGCAGUCCUUUUCUUUCUUGGCGGUGAGAUCUCUGUCCUCCUGCUAUCCCGCUUUGCGGUUCCGCUUGACGCAUUCUCCUUCCUCCUACUUCUCUUCAACUUCUCCGUUGUUGGAGCCUUUUCUGUUUUCUUAUCCAAGGCUCCGAUUUCGCUUACCCAGGGUUACUUGGUCAUCAUCGGUGUGCUCGUGGCUUACUGGUUCACGCUUCUUCCAGAGUGGACUACAUGGACGCUGUUGAUCUCCAUGGCAUUGUAUGAUAUCGCUGCUGUUUUGCUUCCGGUUGGGCCGCUUAGGCUUCUGGUGGAGUUGGCGAUCUCGAGAGACGAGGAGAUUCCAGCGCUAGUAUAUGAAGCUCGGCCGGUGGAUCCCCAGGCUAGUGGUAGGAGGUUGUGGAGAGAAAGAAGGAAUCUUGAGGUCAAUCCAGAUUCAAUUUCUAAUAAUGAUGCUCCGAGGCAUGGGAAUCCAACACAGCAGACAAGGAUGACAAUUACAGUGGAAGAAACAUCAGGUGAAUAUUCUUCUAAUUCUGAAUUACUGGCUCCAUUAGUGUCACAGCAGCCAAGAAGGCAAGAGAUGGAGGCGGUGGAGGGAAUCGGAUUGGGAUCUUCUGGUGCUAUCAAGUUGGGAUUGGGGGACUUCAUCUUUUACAGCGUGUUGGUUGGGAGAGCUGCGCUGUAUGAUUUCAUGACAGUAUAUGCUUGUUACCUCGCCAUUGUUGCAGGGCUUGGUUUAACUCUUUUACUGCUGGCGUUUUAUAGGAAAGCUGUACCUGCUCUUCCUGUAUCUAUAGCACUUGGUGUGCUGUUUUAUUUAUUGACGAGGGAAUUGUUAGAAGUUCUCGUUGUUCAGUGCUCGGUGAAUUUGCUGAUGUUUUGAUGAGUUAGUAUUGCUUUGGAUAUGGUUAUUUGUGCAAGGCGACCUCCAUUGAUGGACACUGAUUUUAGCUUUCAGCAAGUGAAAUAAGUUUUAGAAAUUUGUAUGAUAAGAAAGGAUACAAUGCCCAUUUGAAAUAUGGUGGAAUGCAAGGCAGGUAAAUUAUUGAUUUUUUAUUGAAUAAAAUUAUUUUCAAUCAUGUUAUUGAAUGAAAUUAUUGAUUGG